Penicillium chermesinum is the source of this 999-nucleotide messenger RNA. RefSeq names its product triglyceride lipase. Gene Ontology annotation, molecular function: triacylglycerol lipase activity. Lineage: Eukaryota; Fungi; Ascomycota; Eurotiomycetes; Eurotiales; Aspergillaceae. The transcript is spliced from 9 exons. The coding region runs from base 1 to 999 and encodes 332 amino acids. The record is from RefSeq and is a predicted model, not a curated record.
AUGCGAUAUGCGGUUGCUCCAAGGAUACGAAGGGCCUUAGCCAGGGGCGAACUGCCCUUCAAGUUGUCGGCGUCCAAUUUCCGGGCAUAUCACUCGUCUCCACAGGGAAGGCAGUCAAUUCUAGAACCGCGACUGGAAGAUCAUGGCCGUGUUAUCCGCGACGAAUACUCCUUGAUUCGAGACAAAUAUGAUGCGCCGAAGUACCCUAUUGUUCUCGCCCACGGCCUCCUUGGGUUUGAUGAAUUGCGGUUGGCUGGGCGUUAUCUUCCCGGCGUCCAGUAUUGGCGUGGGAUCAAAGAGGCGCUCACUGCUCAGGGUGUGGAAGUCAUCACGGCAUCGGUGCCUCCUUCUGCGUCGAUCGAAGCGCGUGCCGAGAUGUUGGCCCGUGAUAUCGAAGCGGGGGCUAAAGGCAAAGAUGUCAACAUUAUUGCACAUAGCAUGGGGGGACUCGAUUCUCGAUACAUGAUCAGUAAACUUAAACUGGAGAAGUUCAAGGUCCUGUCCUUGACGACAAUUGCCAGUCCCCAUCGAGGCUCUGCGGUUGCAGACUACGUUUUCGAACAGAUUGGAUCCGACCGCCUCCCACAGAUCUAUUACACCUUGAACCGGCUCAAAUUUGAAACGGGUGCUUUCGAACAGCUGACAAGAAAGUACAUGCGUGAUAUCUUCAACCCCAACACUCCGGACAGAGAUGAUGUGAGAUACUUCUCAUACGGCGCAGCAGUUGAACCCAGUAUUUGGUCUGUGUUUCGCCUUCCGCACAAGAUCCUAGCCGAAGCUGAAGGGCCGAAUGAUGGCCUUGUUAGUGUAGCAAGCAGUCGCUGGGGAGGUGAUUCUGGCUAUAAAGGAACGCUGGCUGGGGUGAGCCACCUGGACCUGAUCAACUGGACCAAUCGACUGAAAUGGCUAGCGGGGGACAUCAUGGGCCAUCCUCGAAAGUUCAAUGCGAUUGCUUUCUACCUUGACAUUGCAGAUAUGCUGUCUAAAGAAGGAUUGUAA